UGCUGGCUUAUUUUUAACCAACAGACAACAAGCUCCAGCUUCUCUGCUUCACUGCCAGAUAGAACGAGAAAUUGACUAGCUGCUGAGUAUUAGCUUUUGUAUAACUCUAAAUAGUGUUGUUUUUGUGGCAACCACCAUCUGGAAAGUAUGGCGGAGAGCGACUGGGAUACGGUGACUGUGUUGAGGAAGAAGGGCCCGUCUUCAGCACAGGCCAAAUCCAAACAGGCUGUCACCGCUGCCCAGAGGCGUGGAGAAGAGGUCGAGACCACCAAGAAAUGGGCAGCAGGACAGAAUAAACAGCAUGUGGUGACUAAGAACACGGCUAAACUGGACCGCGAGACAGAAGAGCUGCACCAUGAAAGAGUGACGCUGGAGGUGGGCAAGGUCAUCCAGCAAGGCCGCCAAGAAAAGGGAAUGACUCAGAAAGACCUAGCUACUAAAAUUAAUGAGAAGCCUCAGGUCAUUGCUGACUAUGAAUGUGGAAGAGCAAUCCCCAACAACCAGAUUAUGGGCAAGAUCGAGAGAGCACUUGGAUUGAAGUUGCGUGGGAAAGAUAUUGGACAGCCCUUGGAGCCCAAAUCAAAGAAGAAAUGAGGACAAAGCCUCGAAAUCAGCCCCUCCCUCCCCCCCUCCCUCCCUGCCUCUUUCCUCCCUGCCUCUUUCCUCCCUGCCUCCCUGCCUCUUCCCUCUCCGCCUCCUCCCUCACACCCAUGCAUCACACUAAGAAUAGAGUUAUGUCUCUCACACAAGCUUGAGUAUCGAGAGUGCUGUGACUAAAAUGGCAUACAAAAGUUCCACUUGCUAUAAGCUGGGGAUAGCCAUGAACAUAUUUCUGAAGUAGCUCUGCUGUAAUGACUCAAUUACAAGACGAUUGUAAUAUUAAACAAAUACACUGCCACCUAGUGUUUCAGAGGACAAGUAUGGACCUCACCCAGCAACUAGCCUCAAUUAUUAAGCACUGUCCUUUGCAUUUGGAGAAACUAUAAUGGUGUGAGAAACAUAAAUCAGCUUUAACUGCCUAAAUCUUGAAUCCCUCUGACCAUCCUGUGCUCCUCUUCCCCCUUUCAUGGGCUGAUCUCACUGACGUCCUUGCUGUUGGACUCGGUGCUUCACUGCAUGCACAAGCUGCAUUAUAAUACAAACACCUUUAAAAUAACAAAGGACAACUAUGUUGCAAGACUUAAUAAAUCCUAAGUGCUGCGUUGAUUUUGAUAAGUGAUUGCUUUGGCAUGAAAACUUUUUUUCCUUUAAACAAAAAUGUGAAAGUUCAUUAAAUUGCCAAAUCAAUGCACAAAUA
This is a messenger RNA of Pangasianodon hypophthalmus (striped catfish), 1297 nucleotides long. RefSeq names its product endothelial differentiation-related factor 1 homolog. NCBI's taxonomy places the organism in Eukaryota, Metazoa, Chordata, Actinopteri, Siluriformes, Pangasiidae. The transcript has 5 exons. The record is from RefSeq and is a predicted model, not a curated record. Bases 148 to 594 code for a protein of 148 amino acids. Gene Ontology annotation, molecular function: DNA binding. Gene Ontology annotation, cellular component: nucleus.